AGCGAUGACAGUGAUAAAGUCUCCUUGGUUGAACGCGUUUUUCAAACUCGUCUAGUCUCUUCCGCACGUUGCAUCGUAUCAUUGCAGCGUUUUGAUCCAGAAUGGGAGGACCUUGUCGAUAUCGACAUCGCUCAAAUAAGAGACCGAGAUAAAAUCAAAGUAGUGACAAUAGACAACAGCCAAACAUCCAUGGCAGGUGAAACAUCUACCGCUAGUCUGGAUAGCCAUGAUCAUGGUGUAGAACAAUUAAUCCAGAACCUGCAAGAAGAGAGAACUGGUCUUGAUUAUAACCUCAGUAUAGCACAGGCCACCCUGGAGUCGCUGAAAGUCGCCCCAAGGGAAAGAGGUCUUGCAGGGAAACACACUAAUUUUACUUGCAGCAGUUGCCAUUACAAAGGACACCGUGUUAAUAACUGCAUGUUGCAUCCCUGUCGUGGGUACUAUGAAUGUGGCCAGCUCUCAUUACACCGGGAACACAGAGAUCACUUAAAACAGGUUAGUUGAUAGACUAAAUUUUUAAGCAACAGAAAGUGUUUUCCGUGUUUGCACGGCCUAAUAUAAGCACAAGAGGGGUUGGGAGAAUUCUCGACAGUUUGCAUUGUCUCGGCUUUGCAUAACUUUCUUGCAUUCUCCCAACCCCAAUCUCUGGUGCUUAUAGCAGGCUAUGCAAAUACAGGAAAAAUGUUUUCUAUUGCUUUUUUAUAAAUUGACUUUCCCAAGAAAAAAAUGCAACACUAUUUGUUAUGGCAUAUAUAUUAGCAAAAGAUUUUAACAUACCAAAUUAGGAAAGGUAUCAUUGUUUAUUUCAAAACAAUGGGGCGCAUUGAAUAUUCAAAAUAACCAAUGGCAUAGCCUUGACAACCUUGAAGGUAAAUGUCCCGUGAGUAGCCUCCACCCCCACCCUGUGUCCUUGAAAGAUGCACUCUUCUGAAGUGUGGUUAUUGGUGUCAUAAAGUGAUCUUUAAAUGUCUACACUGCACAUGAUUAUGGUUUCUGUGCAUUUACUGGUGACACUUGUUAUUGUUUAAUCCAGGCUGAAGCUGAAGUGAGAGAAAUCCAAAAACAGCUGAAGAGAAAUAUGGAUGAAAUAGAAAACUACAAAUUGCUCAAGUAUGUCAUCAUUAUUCAAUAUUGCACAAAAAGUGUGUGUGUGUGUUUUUUGGAGCAUCCAAUGUUUUAUGUUUGGCAAUUGUUAUAUAAUGUAAGGUUAUCAAAAGGUGACAGAAAAGGCUGAACUUGUGCAGAGACACUAACACACUAGAAACAUUGUUGGUUGAAAAUUGUAAUUUGGAGAGAGGACAGGAAAACUACACCAGUAAUUUUAGUAUUGCAUCAUUACUUUUAAUACUUCUUGUCCCCACUAACCUGACUCAAUGAAAUCGAUCACAGAAAAACAGGUAAGAGGUGUGGCUGUAAGGGGAGGUUUUCCAUUUUGCUCAGGGAAAUUUCACAUUUGUCAGGGAAAAGGCAACAUUUUGAAAUUUAUUGUUUGUUGUGACCAUGUAUAAUAUAUAUGUAUGUACAUUAUUGUUGUCUUCCCAUCAUAUAUUCAGAUUCUUGUCCUUUUUUUUGCUAGGGAAAGGACAAGAACCAACUUUUUUGCAGUCACUAGGAAAAAGCUGCAGUGUCAUAAUCCCAUCAAGUAUUCCAACAGAACAACACUAGACAAUGAUCUAAGAAUUUUAGCUACUGCAUGUAAUCAUAGGGUUCCAUCAGACACUGCAGAUUUAGAGCAGAUAAUUGAGAAUUAUAGAAAUAAGGCAAGUAGGGUGAAGUCUGUUCAGAAUCAUGUUUCACAUGAUUAUAAUCGCACUGUGUACCAGAAACAGAAUUUGAACCAAUGUAAAUCGCCAAUAACAAUCAACAACCAAUGGGCACCAUUUAGCAUGCCUCAUUCACCACCAUACUAUGAAACUCAAAGUCCACCACCAUACAUGCACCAUCGAACCCCAAGUCCUGUGUCCCGUUGUCGGCCACCAUAUAUGCAGCGCACAACUUCAAAUCUACGUCCACAAAGCCCAAGGUGGCAUUCUCCCUUUCAAAAUGUCAAUUACAGCAGACCUAAUUUGUCACCUGCCUUUUCCCCACAAUAUCAUUAUUCACCCAUGGGAGGGUAUCAUCAGAAACCACACCAGACACACCCCAACCAUUCUCAUAGAAGUUUUAAGACUCGCCUAAAUGAACAUGACCAUCCCUCCAAGAAGAGACUUAAGUAUACCAACCAGGCGCACAAAGAACCUGGCAAGAAAUUCAGGGAAUCUCUUAAAAGUGUAGCUGAAACUAAAACUGUUACCACUAUUGGGUCAGGUGAUGAAACACAAGAUGAUUCUCCUGUGGAAAGCCCUGGUCCUAAAACAAGCAGCGCAGAAGCAGAGGCAAGUGUGGUGAAAAGCAGUGAUGAAUGUUUUUCACAGUCUAUAAUAGAGGAAUCUUUUAAUUAUGAUGAAUGGGUGAAAAAGCAAAUUGCUAUAACAAAAGAAAUCUCUAAAAGUGAAUAA
This is a messenger RNA of Porites lobata, 2498 nucleotides long. NCBI's taxonomy places the organism in Eukaryota, Metazoa, Cnidaria, Anthozoa, Scleractinia, Poritidae. The record is from the annotation of a GenBank genome assembly.